This is a messenger RNA of Phaethon lepturus (White-tailed tropicbird), 1542 nucleotides long. RefSeq names its product zinc finger, DHHC-type containing 20 (gene ZDHHC20). Gene Ontology annotation, molecular function: protein-cysteine S-palmitoyltransferase activity. Gene Ontology annotation, biological process: protein targeting to membrane; peptidyl-L-cysteine S-palmitoylation; synaptic vesicle maturation. Bases 55 to 963 code for a protein of 302 amino acids. Gene Ontology annotation, cellular component: Golgi apparatus; endoplasmic reticulum. The record is from RefSeq and is a predicted model, not a curated record. The transcript is spliced from 12 exons. NCBI's taxonomy places the organism in Eukaryota, Metazoa, Chordata, Aves, Phaethontiformes, Phaethontidae.
UCUUCAACUGCAGAAAAAGUUGUCUACCUUGUGGUUUUUCAUCUGUCAUUUGUCAUGUUUGUAUGGUCCUAUUGGAAGACAAUUUUCACAGCUCCUGCAUCCCCCUCUAAUGAGUUCUGCUUGUCAAAAGCUGAUAAAGAACAAUAUGAAAAAGAAGAGAGACCAGAAUCCCAGCAGGAGAUUUUGAGAAGAGCUGCUAAAGACUUGCCUAUCUAUACGACAACAGCAUCGAGAGCAAUCAGAUACUGUGAUCGAUGCCAGCUAAUCAAACCUGACCGCUGCCACCACUGUUCUGCAUGUGACAUAUGUGUACUAAAAAUGGACCACCACUGUCCAUGGGUGAAUAAUUGUGUGGGAUUUUCUAACUACAAAUUCUUCCUCCUGUUUUUAAUGUAUUCCUUACUGUACUGUCUGUUUGUUGCUGCUACAGUCUUGCAGUACUUCAUAAAGUUUUGGACAAAUGAAUUGCCAGAUACCCAUGCAAAAUUCCACGUACUAUUCCUUUUCUUUGUGGCAGCCAUGUUCUUCAUCAGCAUACUCUCACUCUUCAGCUACCACUGCUGGCUAGUUGGCAAAAACAGAUCAACCAUAGAAACAUUCCGUGCACCCACAUUUCGAAAUGGCCCUGAUAAAAAUGGCUUUUCUCUUGGAUGCAGCAAAAAUCUGAGGGAGGUUUUUGGAGAUGAAAAGAAGUAUUGGCUAAUCCCUAUCUUUACCAGUUUGGGCGACGGGUGUAAUUUUCCAACUCGUUUGGUGAUUAUGGAUCCAGAGCAACUUACUGUCUCAAGCCAAAAUGAACCUGACAAAAGCUCUGGAGCCAAUCAGUCCUUUCCUACUCGACCACUCAGUGAAUCACAAAAUCGAUUGCUAGCCAGUGACACUCAGUGGGUGGAAAGUGGCCCUGAAGAGGAAAAUGUUAAAUCAGGUGCAAAAAAGCAUAUUAUAGUUUCAUUGGAAAGCUGAUCUCAGCUUAUUGCUAACCAACCAUCUCAAUGAGAAACAGGUUUCUGCAACACAUUUUGUGCUUGAAUAUUACUUAAUUUUGUUUGGAAGAAGUUGAUCAGUAAAAAAUGGAACAUGAACAUUUUAGGAAGAGAUAAGAAAUUCAAGUUUCUGCACAGUACAAUGGAUUCUUGUAAGCACUAUUGCAGAGCAGGGAAGUUAAGACAGAUGCCUUAAGAUUCUUAAUGUGCAUUUAUGCAACACUGAAUUAUAUACUGCUACCAAAGGGCCAAAUCCUGAAGUGCCCUGCUUGGAUGCACAAGGUCCAGAGCAGGAACUAUGCAUUUCUGUUAUGCUGCAGUGGUGGGGGUAGAUUGCAGACUCCUACCUCCCCAUGUGCAAACUUCAUACCUUAGGCACUGCAGAAGUCACUUCCAUAGCAGGUUUCCAGGGUACAGAACAAAAGAAAGAAGGAAAAGGGAAAAAGAAAAGGGGAGGAGGGUGCAAGAAAAAUCAACAUAGAGCAUGGCCGGUGAGUCUGAAGUGCGACUAUACAUAGUUCAAACACCAGGUGAUGGGGAAGGAACUGGAUGAUGUCUU